CAGAAAGCUAGCUUGAGCGAUGAGCACAACGACAAGGCCUUCGUCUUCAGGGACAACCUCUGUCAUCUUAGAAAACCCUGUCUCUCAGUCACAACCGACAGAAAGAUUAGUGCUUCGGUUGAACAGGAAGAAGAAGAAGGUUUCAUGGAAAGACGGGACCGUGGAUAACGAGUUCAUGCAGAAGAAGAGCUCAAAGAAAUGUUGCAUCUUUCACAAACAGAAGCCCUUUGAUGAGGAUGACAGUGAAGAUGAAGAUAACAAUCAUCACCACCAUCAUGAUCAUGAUCAUAACCAUCAACACUCGGAUGAUGCCUCUUCUUCUAACGAUUCUAAAGCAGUUGACUAAGUCAAUUGGGUUUUUUUCACAGCACUAUAUAAAAGCCUUUUAUGAGAUCAUGUAAGAACACUAAUUCGUAGUUUUGGAUUUUGAUCGUCUUCUCUUCUCCUACCUAAACCCUGGUUGGGCUUUAUAGUAUAAGUUACAUGUAAUUUGCAUAUCCUAUUUGCACUGUAAUGGCAUUAUUCAUUGCAAUUAAUGUUGAUGAUAUUAACUACU
Eutrema salsugineum is the source of this 556-nucleotide messenger RNA. Its product is annotated as protein phosphatase 1 regulatory subunit INH3. The transcript has a single exon. Gene Ontology annotation, molecular function: protein phosphatase 1 binding; protein serine/threonine phosphatase inhibitor activity. The coding region runs from base 20 to 346 and encodes 108 amino acids. Lineage: Eukaryota; Viridiplantae; Streptophyta; Magnoliopsida; Brassicales; Brassicaceae. Gene Ontology annotation, cellular component: nucleus. The record is from RefSeq and is a predicted model, not a curated record.